GCCGUACAGUUGAAGUGUGUGUUGGUGUGUUUGUUUAUUACUAAAUUUUUUUUUUCUUCUCUUUUCUGAUUGACUGAAGACAAAAUAAAAAUUGUUUUAGAGCAAAAGUGAAAAAAAAACUCACAUUGAAAAGUACAAAUUUGGACAUCGUUUAUAGUCGCGAAAGUACAAAUUGUUUUGUAAAUUGUGUGGAAAAUAUGAUGGUGCAAAUAAAAGUGCUAUUGGCUAUUGCAAUUUGCAUUUUUGCAUUGACCAAUGGAUGUAAUUCAAAACCGCUCGAUAUUUAUGAUGAAAUUAUCGACAACGACGAAGAGCAACUACUACUUCGCAUGGCUGAACUCAUCGAUUCUAUUGGCAGCGAUAACCAAUCAUCGUUGUCGUCGUCAUCAUCUACUGCUGCUUCAGCAAUCAAUGAUUUGAAAGACAUGAAACCAGGUGAACGUUGUAUAUUACCUGUAUUUGUAAAGGGUAUGUGCCGUGCAUUAAUUUCUCGCUGGAGCUAUGAUCCAUCAACAAAAUCAUGCAAAGAGUUCAAAUUCGGUGGCUGCGAUGGCAAUGGCAACAAUUUCCCAACGAAAAAACAGUGUUUGGAAGUGUGCAAAGGAAUUUAGUAAUGUACACCAUUGAGUCACCGCAAUGCAUUUACUAUGGCGUCAUACAUUUUUGCGUGAUUUCUUCCACAGCAUUAUCCAACCAAAUAUAAGAAAAUAAGCUCUCUUUUUUUAAAUAUAUAUAGUUAUAUUUUUCAUUUUUAUUUUUUUAAUUUUAAAAAUAAACUUUGAUAACGCACAAUUUUUAUACAAACAUUUCUAUGCACUAUUCGUUAUGUGGUUUUUGUUUUAAAUAGUUAUGUUUUGUUUCUUAUUUGGUUUGAACAGAAAAAGAAAAUAGUAUAGAAUAAUUUAGAAUUGUAUCGAACUAAAUUGGCCAUACAUGACAGAGACGCAUGGGACAUUGUUGUUAAAUUAUUAUUAUUUUUCUCUAUUAGUAUGUGUGUUUCAUGUCAUUGUGGAAAGUAUUCAAAUUUCAUUGUGUACAACAACAAUAACAACAGAAAAAAAAGAAAAUGUAGAGAGAAAGAAUAAAAUAAGUGAAUAUAUUAAUAAAUAAAAAAUAAAUUGUAUGCGUUGAAAGCGUCACGCAAAUAUAUAAUAUGAAUAUCUUAAAUUGA
Molecule: messenger RNA, 1171 nt
Organism: Contarinia nasturtii (swede midge)
Lineage: Eukaryota; Metazoa; Arthropoda; Insecta; Diptera; Cecidomyiidae
Product: tissue factor pathway inhibitor
Exons: 2
Coding region: 198-611 (137 amino acids)
Molecular function (GO): serine-type endopeptidase inhibitor activity
Source: RefSeq, a predicted model, not a curated record